GUGAAACAAAAGAGCGAGUGCCACUACUAGUUAUACCAGUUAUACCGUGGCUCUCAGGUUUCUCUCUGUGUAUACAAUAGCAACGGGCUGUCACAUUUACCGGUUCAGCAUGAAGAUAGGUAUUCAUCCAUUGACAGCUGAUCCUACGGCAGCCUGGCGCGAGUUAUCCCAACAUCAGAAAGUCGUUAAAAUAAAUGCUAAAUUGCCGACGACUCAGGCACCAAGCGACAAGUUGCGUGUGGUAUGCAUGAGCGACACGCACUCGCUCACGCCGUUUAUAAAAUUUGACGUGCCCGCGGGAGACGUCUUCAUCCAUGCCGGGGAUUUCACGAAAUGCGGUAGCCUGCAAGAAGUCAUAGAAUUCAAUAAUUGGAUAGGUAACUUGCCACACAAGCACAAGAUAGUUAUAGCCGGAAACCAUGAGCUUAGCUUUGAUCGCACGUUCACGCAUCCCUUUUCUGUGCACACCAGUGGGGAUCAUCAGAAGCACACGGGAACCAGUAUACUCGACGACAUACCUACCUUGGGUAUGUCCAAGGAUGCUCUCGCAGAAGCUAUUAAGACCAAUAAUAUUAAAGAUUAUUUGACAAAUUGUACAUACCUCGAAGAUUCCGAGAUUGUAGUGCACGGAAUCAAGAUAUAUGGUACUCCGUGGCAGCCAGAGUUUUGUAAGUGGGCAUUUAACGUGCCGCGUGGGGAAGCAUGCCUCUCAAAAUGGGAAAUGAUUCCGACAGACACAGAUAUCCUCGUAACGCAUACUCCUCCUGUAGGUCACGGUGAUCUGUGCUGCACCGGAGUACGAGCCGGAUGCGUCGAGCUAUUGUCGACGGUACAGAACCGCAUAAAGCCCAAAUACCAUGUAUUUGGUCACAUACACGAAGCUUGGAGACACGCACUAUCCUCCGUUUUAAUGAUUGCGAGGAUCAUUAACAGGCACUUGAUACCAGUUUAUUCGACGAAAGCAUUCAACGAACCAAGAUACGGCAUAUCUUCAGACGGCAAGAUAAUAUACAUUAAUGCAUCAACGUGUGAUCUGAAUUAUCUGCCGAAUAAUCCACCGAUAGUAUUUGAUAUAACGCUACCUCCCGGUGUUCAAAAGUCAUAAUUCUUCAAACGGCGUUGAUGCAACGUUUCAUUGCGUAAUGUCGCAGCAGGAGUACUUUAGACCUUUCUCACGAGCUUGAGAAAACUCGUUAUGUGAUUGACGUAAGAUUAAUGGUUUCUUGCCUUAAUUUAUAAAUUAUGUAUGUACAAGCAGUAUAGUACAGCUGUUGAUUCGCCUUUCUUUUUGGCACAAUUUUUGUAAUAUCUCAACAAUAUUAGUAUAAUAUAACCCAAUUUGUAAUAUCUUUCUUAAAUAAAAGUAUAUUAUACGUA
Messenger RNA from Vollenhovia emeryi, 1377 nucleotides. RefSeq names its product metallophosphoesterase MPPED2. Gene Ontology annotation, molecular function: hydrolase activity. The record is from RefSeq and is a predicted model, not a curated record. NCBI's taxonomy places the organism in Eukaryota, Metazoa, Arthropoda, Insecta, Hymenoptera, Formicidae. The coding region runs from base 110 to 1105 and encodes 331 amino acids. The transcript has 6 exons.